AUGCCUGCAGUCGCUUUGGCAUACCUAGCUCUUUGUUACGCAGCCGCUACAAGAGUAAUCCCCAUACGCAUUUGGAUGGUUGAAGAACCCGGAAGCCAUUUGUCUACAAUUAAGGCGGGCGUUACAACAAUCAACAUUGUAGUUAUCGGGCUCGCAUUGUUGCCUCUUAAGUCACUUCUUGACGACUUAAAAGGCGAAGAAUUCUUUAGAGCACUUCGCGUUUCUCGAUCUGGAGUUCCACUGAAAGCCAUUAAUAAUGUUUCAACUCCUUCACACUCAUAUAGUAGAGGGAUGAUGUCUAUCAUGCAGAACCAUGUUUCAAAGUACUACACUGGCGCAAUCCUGACCGGGCUUUUAGCAACUUUAGUAUCUUCCUUGGCCCCCGCGGCUCUGUCCGUUGGUAUCAUACCUGUUGACACGGAACUAACUGCCUUUCGGGUUGGAGCGGUGGCCAGUGACAGUGUCGUCAAGGUGUAUCUCACCGAGGUAAACAACAAUCCCAAAUUCAACGCAAGAGCUACUGAGGCAGCUUCAAUGGGAUGGGUUCAAUCGGUGCUGGGUGUGAGUAUGUCCUUCCAGGCUACGUCUCUCAAAUAUGGCGUCCCUGUACCACUCGACCUUCACCCAAAUGACCGAGCUCGCUAUAUCACUGAUGUGAUUGUUAUGGAUCCUGUCUGUACCUGGACCGUUCCAAACCCUCCGGUUGUAGCGCCCUUGAAUUCUUCCGACUUCAAUUCUCAAAAACGUCUAGUAUUCACCGGCACAUCGAGUAGGGCGUCAUUGAACGUAUUGAGUGAAGGGAUUUCACCUUUAUCCAAUAUUUCAAGUAACGACCCACCAACUACUGGCGUGAUGGGCUGGCUCAUGGCCAGCACAAUUGACAUGUCUGGAAUACCCACCCAGGAGUAUCAUGACGUUGUCCAGAUCGGUAACUCGACUUCACCAACAACGACGGAACUCAGCAUUCUUAUGUGCGAUCCCAGACUCUCUGUUGAGACUAGAGAGGUACGACUGGACGGGACCGGAAAGAUGACUGUGAUGGAGAAUACGGGUUUGACGCGCCAAGGCAACCUUCACCUCGCUCAAACUCGCCUUUUAGUUGGUCAAGCUCUUAAAAAGUUUAGCAGUGAUUCGGGCCCUGAUACGCAGUUCACUGGUCUCGGGCAGGCAGCCCAGCUUCAAAUGUUCUUCGGACCUGUCGAAAACGUGACUUUGACACCCGUAUUAAAACCUCGCCCUAUUGAGGAACUCACAUAUGGAUACAGCGUAGCCCAACAAGCAGCUAUGCGCUCCUACCUUUCUGGCCGAAUGUCAUCGAGCUUCGUUCCUGGGCGAAUGCAAGAGAUGAAUUGGUCAGACACGGAGCAGUUUACAUUAGUUUCCGUAUCUGCAGCAUUGGCGAAUUCCAAUCUUGGUCGUGUAUGCGAGGACGUCAAAUAUGCGGAUCGCACACAAGGGACAUUACCGGAGGAUGUUGUCAUAAAGACACUCGAAAAUAGGACAAUCCGUUUAGUCAACAAUGGCGGACCGGGGCAUUCAUUACAUAUAGAUUGA
Rhizoctonia solani is the source of this 1554-nucleotide messenger RNA. RefSeq names its product peroxisomal adenine nucleotide transporter 1. Lineage: Eukaryota; Fungi; Basidiomycota; Agaricomycetes; Cantharellales; Ceratobasidiaceae. The coding region runs from base 1 to 1554 and encodes 517 amino acids. The record is from RefSeq and is a predicted model, not a curated record. The transcript has 13 exons.